AUGUAUCAAAUGGGCAUUCUCUUGCAAUAUAAUAAAGAUAUUUCAUAUACAUUUGAAGAGUUAAAGCUAAAAACAGAUCUAAAUGACUUAGUCUUAAAAGCUACCUUAGGAACCCUUAUUCAAGCCAAAGUACUCAAGUUAGUCAUUAGUGCAGAAGCUUUAUAUGAUACUAGCAAAAAAGUUCAUAUCAAUUUAAAAGUACUAUAUUUAAUUCAAUACGAACAGAAAGAAAAGAAAAUUCAAGAGGAAUUACAAAAAGGGUUGAUGAAGACAAUAAAAGAAAUUUUACAUGCCAUUAUUAAAAUUUUGAGAUGUAAUAAAACUAUGAAUAUUGCUGAUUUAGCCAAAGAAGCGAUUGAACGAGUUGAAAAGCUUUGUCAUUUCAAACCUACAUUAGCUGAUAUUAAAAAAUGCAUUGAUAUUUUGUUAGAAACAAAACAUAUUGAAUAUCAAGAAGGAGAAAAAAAU
Racocetra fulgida is the source of this 468-nucleotide messenger RNA. The record is from the annotation of a GenBank genome assembly. NCBI's taxonomy places the organism in Eukaryota, Fungi, Glomeromycota, Glomeromycetes, Diversisporales, Gigasporaceae.